AUGGUCUGGCGGGAGGUCUUCGUUCCUUUUAGCCGUGGUGUCCCAGCCCGUGCCUUCCAUGGAGCUGCUAUUAUACCGCUUUGCCAGACUACACAAAUCUCUUUGGGAGGUAAUCCACCAGGCCUAGGGCGCGAUGCGUGUGAGGCGCACGAUUAUAGCAAACCUGGUCCGGAUUCAGCUCAUUCUUCAUCUCUUCCUAUUUUUUGUAGCAGUGGUCAAGCGAUUCGCUCAGGACAUCAGACAUAUUCAGGUAAUGAUGCGCUUUUACUAAUUGGUGGUGAAAACGUAGAAGGUGUUUCUGAGCCUUCUGUUUGGGUUAUGAUCUUACACGACUACACGUGGCAGAGGAUCACCUUUCCGUUUCAAAAUGAAUUAUUUAGUUUCCAUGUAGUCGAUUCUCUUCCAUCAUCUUGCUCUAGUUCUGUUUCCUCUCAGGAAGCAAAAGCGUUCACUGAAACAACGUCAGGCACCUUUCUGAGCCCUCAGCGGUUGCGUCAGACAGUCCUAACACUACAUGAGCGAAGUCUACGCCACAAUGCGCGUCGUUCUUCUUCAAAAGCCUCAACAUUCCCAGGUUUAGGUGUUGAAGACAGGGAGCCCUUCGUAUACUCGACCUGCCACGGUUCACUUUUCCAGUUGCUGUCUUUUCCUACGGAAAACUGCGGGGUGAUGAUCUUUGGAGGUACUCAAAGCCCACCUAUUAUGUUAGCUACAAACAUUGUCGUUCCUACUGGCAGCCUUAAGGAGCGCACCGCUUUUUGGCUAUUCUGUGACAAUACUGAUAGUACUUAUAUUAAAAGUAUUCUAAAUCGAAUGUCGCAUCUGGUCCAAACCAUGUUUGCUGGAACACCGUUUUUAAAUUUCUUGCGUUUUCCUGAAAAGGAUAAUAAUAGGGAUCGUUUCCGCUGUCAAUCAUCUUCAGAAGCUUCCCCUCCUGCUCGUUUUGUAGAAGAAGCCGAUCAGUUAGCUAAUGAAGUUCUCUUAUCAGACACACUGUCUAUGUGGGUUCGAGCAGCGCGAAAACGUUUGAUGGCAAGUAGUUCUUUUUCUAACUGA
Phytomonas sp. Hart1 is the source of this 1056-nucleotide messenger RNA. The record is from the annotation of a GenBank genome assembly. NCBI's taxonomy places the organism in Eukaryota, Euglenozoa, Kinetoplastea, Trypanosomatida, Trypanosomatidae.